This is a messenger RNA of Caenorhabditis remanei, 438 nucleotides long. RefSeq lists its product as uncharacterized. The transcript has a single exon. The record is from RefSeq and is a predicted model, not a curated record. The coding region runs from base 1 to 438 and encodes 145 amino acids. NCBI's taxonomy places the organism in Eukaryota, Metazoa, Nematoda, Chromadorea, Rhabditida, Rhabditidae.
AUGGAAGAAGUGGUCAACGCGUAUUAUUUGAACAACGGACGGGAUAUCGAUCCUCUUCAAAAUGUGUUGCGUGGCCGUCAUUCCGAAUCGCUUCUUCACUUCAUUGAUUUACUCAAAACAACACCUAAAGACCGUGUCUACGGGCAGUCCGGUCUAAUGGAAUCGUUGAGAAACGUCGCCAGAAUGAGUUUGCAAUUGAACGACGCACAAUUCUCUAUGAUGAAAAAGUUUCUUGUGACGGCAUUGAGUUUCAAUGAACAGGUCUUAAGAGAUCUGGUAUACGUUUUUGAUAGUCCAAGGGAGAUUUGUGAAGAAAUUUGGGUCCCGAUCGAGUCGGACACAAAGAAAAAAAUUAAAGAGCUAGUUGAAGAAUUGCGUCUACAUUUCAAAGUCUCUUUCUGUGUUACUCGCUGGAGAAUCGAAGAAAACACCUAUUGA